Chionomys nivalis (European snow vole) is the source of this 1374-nucleotide messenger RNA. RefSeq names its product nurim (gene Nrm). Gene Ontology annotation, cellular component: nuclear membrane. The transcript has 4 exons. The coding region runs from base 3 to 791 and encodes 262 amino acids. Lineage: Eukaryota; Metazoa; Chordata; Mammalia; Rodentia; Cricetidae. The record is from RefSeq and is a predicted model, not a curated record.
CCAUGGCCCCGGCGCUGCUGCUGGUCCCGGCGGCCCUCGCCUCCUUCAUCCUGGCCUUUGGCACCGGAGUGGAGUUCGUGCGCUUCACCUCCCUGCGGCCUCUGCUUGGAGGGAUCCCGGAGUCCGGUGGUCCAGAUGCCCGCUAUGGGUGGUUGGCUGCCUUGCAGGACCGAAGCGUUCUUACCUCCCUGGCUUGGGAUCUUGGGCUUCUGCUAUUAUUUGUGGUGCAACAUAGCCUCAUGGCAACUGAGACAGUGAAGGCGUGGACAUCCCAGUACUUUGGAGUCCUUCAGAGGUCACUGUAUGUGGCCUGCACUGCGCUGGCCUUGCAGCUGGUGAUGCGGUACUGGGAGACUGUACCCAGGGGCCCAGUGUUGUGGGAGGCUCGAGCUGAACCUUGGGCCACCUGGGUGCCCCUCCUCUGCUUUGUGCUCCACGUCAUUUCCUGGCUCCUCAUCUUCAGCAUCCUUCUGGUCUUUGACUACGCUGAACUCAUGGGCCUCAAACAGGUAUAUUACCACGUACUGGGACUGGGUGAGCCGCUGGCUCUGAAGUCUCCUCGGGCUCUGAGGCUCUUUUCCCACCUUCGACACCCAGUAUGUGUGGAACUUCUAACGGUGCUGUGGGUGGUUCCCACCCUGGGCACUGACCGCCUCCUCCUGGCUCUUCUCCUUACCCUCUACCUUGGCUUGGCUCAUGGGCUUGACCAGCAAGAUCUCCGCUACCUUCGGUCUCAGUUACAAAGAAAACUCCAGCUUCUCUCCAGACCCCAGGACCGGGAAGCAGAGUGAGGAGCUAGCUCCAUUUCUAGGGCCUGUUCUUCCUCAAAAAUCAAAAAUCCCUUAGCUUCCAGACCGUUUGAUACAGACCAGAAGCUGAAAACCAUGUGCUGAAGGGGCUGUCACUUCCCCUGCUUGAGACCUCAGUUCCAGGGUCCAGAUCCCCUACUCUAAAUUUAGAGUUUCAGUCACUGGCCUCCAGGGUCCAUUUCUCACCAACCAAGAGUGGAUACAAAGUCAUAUCAUCUAUCUCUUGGGGUUAACACAAGGCCUUGAGCACUCCCUCCCCUGGUACUGUUAUUGGCUCUGCACCUCAGGGAUCCCCUUCCUAGUUUCCACUUCAAGAGUUAUGCCAGGGCCAGUCUGCAAGUUUGCAGGUAGUGGAUAUCUCUUGUACCGCUGUGCGUCUUCCCCACUCCUGCCAUCAUUUCUCCACCUCCUUAUAGGUCCUGCCCUACAGAUCCUAGGUGUCUCCUGUUUUUUAACUCGGUCUCCUACCGCGGUGUCUCCCGUUUUUAACUCGGGUUGACUCAGGGCUCCCUGCUCUCUCAAAGGAUAUGCGCUGCAGAGAAAUAAAAAAUUUCUACGUAUGGUA